Closterium sp. NIES-65 is the source of this 2535-nucleotide messenger RNA. The record is from the annotation of a GenBank genome assembly. NCBI's taxonomy places the organism in Eukaryota, Viridiplantae, Streptophyta, Zygnematophyceae, Desmidiales, Closteriaceae.
AUGGUUACCCCAAGUGUUCUUACCUUUGAUACUGAGGGUCGUGCUGUUGACUUUGAGGUCUGGGUCGAUGACCUCCAGCUGUUCCUCCAGUGCGAUAAGGCAGACGGCCUCUCACUGUUCGACCUCACCUCUAGUGCCUCCCCUGCCCCGCCUGCUACUGCUGACAGCACUGUUCGCUCACAGUGGGCGACACGCGAUGCUGCUGCCCGUCUUGCUGUGCAUCGCCACUUACCGACCACUGAGUGUGCGCACUUUAGCCAGUACAAGAGUGCUCAGACCUUAGACCACUUCCUCUCAGUUUGCCCCACCACACUCACCGUUGACCUCCUCGAGGAGCGCCUCCUAGCCGCAGAGAAGAGCAUAGUUGCUGUAGGAGCCUCUCGUGGUGACCCUCGCACCCUUGUCUUUAAGGGGUGUUCCCCCUCCCCCCUCUUGCCCUCUGUUGCUUCUGCUGCUGCUGCCGACCUCGUUGGUUUCUACGGGGUCGGCGCUGCGUCUGCCCCUAGCGGGGGACGCCGCACCGGCAAAGGCAAGGGGGGCAAGGGAGCUGGAGGGGCUAGCAGGGGCGGUGGAGGUGGUGGUGGAGGCAGUGGAGGGGGUGGGGGUGAUGGUGGGAGUGGUGGCGGGGGUGGUGGCGGCAGUGGCAGCAGUGGAGGCGGAGGAGGCGGCGGUGGUGGCGGAGGGAGCGGAGGCGGCGGAGGUGGCGGAGGCGGCGGAGGUGGCGGAGGCAGCGGAGGCGGCGGCGGCGGCGGCGGUGGAGCUGGUCGUGACUCUGCGCAGAGGAGUGGGUCUGGUGGUGGUCCACGCCAGCAGCAGCAGCGCAGUCGUGAGACCCUGACCCCUCAGCAGCUUCGUGAGUGGUACGCUGCGCGUCAGCGCGGUGGGGGUACUAGCCCCUGCACUUACGUCCUCCGUACCGACGACCGCGCUGGUGAGGAGUGCGGGGGCCCGCACUCCACCCAGCGCUGCUUCGGACGCCUGACGGACGCGUGGCGUCACCAGUUCCCUGAGGCGUCAGAGAUCCGUCGCUGGGGAGAUCUGUCUAGGGCGGGGGUUGCCAUCUUUGAUCUUGACUAUGAUGCUAUUCUUGCUGCCAUAUAUGCUGUGUCUGCUAGUGUUGAGGGUGACUGUUACCUGUGUGUUCCGCCUGACCCGGGCAUUGAGACUGCUGCUCUAGGUGCUGGUGAGGCUGCUGCUCUAGGUGCUAGUGCGUCUGCUGCCCCAGGUGCUAGUGCGUCUGCUGCCCCAGGUGCUGGUGAGUCUGCUCUCUCAGGUACUACGUCGGCUCAGGUCUUACACACCUUCACCCUUGACUCGGGUGCUUCCCGUUCCUUCUUUCGAGACCGCACCACGCUUACGCCGCUUAGUCGGCCGGUUGCAGUCUCCCUGGCGGACCCCUCUGGGGGUCCUGUCCUUGCUAGCUUCUCCACUGUCUUACCGUGCCCGGCAGCCCCCUCUGGCACCCUGUCAGGUCUCUACCUCCCCUCGUUCUCUACAAACUUGGUGAGUGGAGCUGACCUACAGGAUAGGGGGGUUGACCAGUUCAAUCCUACGAGUCAGCGGGUGACCCACUGCACGUGUGCUCGGACAGGCCGACACUUGGCCACGUUCACCCGUCGGCCAGGUUCGAGCCUGUACACACUUACUACUGAGUCUCCUCCGGCUGCUGAGUCUGGCCAGGUAACUGCGUCGAGUCAGGUGUUUGCUGCAGCGUCCAGGUCUGGUCCUGAGUCUGCUCCCUGCUCGUGUCGUCUCUUGUCCCACCAGACUCUCCUUUGGCACCCCCGUCUUGGUCACCCCUCCCUGCCUCGUCUCCGGGGCAUGGCCUCCCGUGUCCUUGUCUCUGGUCUCCCCCAGUCUCUCCCUCCUCUUCCUCCGGGACCUGCCCCUACCUGCGUCCCCUGCGUCGAGGGGCGACAGCGCGCCGCCCCUCACUCCUCCGAGUUUCCUCCGGCAGAGGCUCCGCUGCAGACUCUCAACAUGGACGUGUGGGGCCCCGCCCGCGUCCGUGGACAGGGGCACGAGCGUUACUUCCUGUUGUUGGUUGACGACUACUCGCGUUACACCACAGUCUUCCCCUUGCGCAGCAAGGGUGACUUCACUGAGGUGUUGAUCGACUGGAUCCGCGCAGCUCGUCUCCAACUCAGGCAGAGCUUCGGCUCGGACUUUCCUGUUCUGCGUCUGCACUCUGACAGAGGUGGAAAGUUUUCCUCUGCCCGUCUGGGAGCCUUCUGUCGUGCGCAGGGCAUCCGCCAGACCUUCACGCUUCUUGCCUCUCCACAGCAAAAUGGGAUUGCUGAGCGCCGCAUUGGCAUGGUCAUGGACGUCGCUCGUACGUCUAUGAUCCAUGCGGCUGCCCCCCAUUUUAUGUGGCCGUUUGCGGUUCAGUACGCAGCGCAUCAGCUCAACCUUCAGCCCCGAGUCUCCUUGCCCGAGACCUCCCCCACCUUGCGGUGGACGGGGAAGGUUGGCGAUGCGUCUGCGUUCCGUUCCAGUGUUUUGCAGCUGCUUUGCCUCAUCUCGUGUCCACGCUGA